Messenger RNA from Dicrocoelium dendriticum, 5200 nucleotides. Lineage: Eukaryota; Metazoa; Platyhelminthes; Trematoda; Plagiorchiida; Dicrocoeliidae. The record is from the annotation of a GenBank genome assembly.
GGUUUCGACUGCCGUUCUUUUAUGGUGCUAUUAAUAUUCUGCUCUCUGUUCUUUUGUGGCUAUGUAUUCUGAUUGGUCUGCUGAUUUCAAGCAAAUUUGCGAUCGUGUGGCUCAACAAGAAAGCUAUCUGAAACUUCUGCCUCCUAAGGAUGCUAACGAAAUUACCAGAAAAGUGAUAUUCAGUAUCAAGUGUGAUUGUACGUGCUCUGUUUUGGAGAACGAUGACGAACAACCAAAUACUGCGAUAGACUUGGAGCGCAUUUCUGCCCAAUCCGAUUCUACCACAUCUUGGGCGCUCUCUCUUUUACGGGACGUCCGCGAUUCUGUCCAGCUCGAUACUCACGAUGAAGUAUUAUGGGCCAUUCCGAUAAUCACUUACGGUCUGACUGUGCCCAUUGAGCAUCAGGAUAUCAUCAAGCAUUGUGCUCACAUCUACUGCUUUUGGUUACGCAACCUCAUACCAGAAUCGCGCGGUGGAACUUCGGGGACUUUGACCGGCGGAUUUUACCCACGCACCUUACGGCGGGAUCCGAUGUCCUAUUUGGACCGCCUGUUAUUUUCCCUCUGCUAUUUCUUCCUGCCCCACAGCCCGGAGCCGUUGGCAAACCAUCACAAGUGGUUCAUCCACAGUCUCGGUCAGUCGCUGCCUGAGUCUCAAAAAACCCACUUUACGGAACCUGUGGGCCAGUCUGAGAUACAAAGUAACACGGACCAUGGAAUCCCAUCCAGUUGGUUUCUCACUCACCUGGAGGUGACGCGUCUCAUCGUUCAGACUAUUCACAUUAUUUUAUCCAGCGCAACUAAGCUUCCUCCGACGGUAUGGGACUCUUUGCUUCAAUUCUGCCUGCAUAUUUCUCAUUCUACGCUAUCCCCGCCACUUCCAGUUCCUUCUUGGCGUACACGUCAGAACUACAUCGCAGUUACGCAUGUUUCUUCCACCACUGCUUCAGCCGGCCAACUUGAACUAGGUGGGAGUGUCACCGGCGCAGAUACUCAAAUGGACGUUUUGUCUGUUGCAGAGUCAGCGGCGGACUGCGUGGCUGAGCUACUCGCUGCCGCUUGGAUUCAAGCUUGUGCACACUGCUUCCCUCGCCCCCAGAUGUGGAUUGCCCUGAAGGAAUGCGCAAAAGUUUGGCGUCACCAUGCAGCAUUUGUUUCCCACUGGUCUCGGGUUGUGUCUGUCCUCACAGGCCGAUUACUGCUGGAUUUACACUGUCCUAGCAUGAUGGCCACAGAUACUGAAACCCCUUCCCUUUCUGCGGAUUUCUUCCUAACCCACACUCUUCCGCGAGAGAUGUCAGCUGAAAGCGUACGUGAGGCAUGGUACCGUUUCUUGUACCUAAUUGGCAAUCCUGUGGACUUCUGCGACCCGCAGACAUUGGUCACCCCAAUUUUUGAGAGAUGCCGAAAAACCGCUUGGGCUGAUCGGGUGUCGAUGGCACCGAUUUACAUGCCCUAUGUCUACCAUAUUGCUCUCCGUGGUCUAUCCGCUGUGGUAGAUGGUUUCCUCGGCAUGCAACCAAGCUUUGCGAUUGGAAUUGAUGCGCCUUUUGGUGUCCCACUAGACUUAUACCGAUCUGCAAAUUCGGCGUCACCGCUAGUUGGUGGCACCCAGGGACUUCCGGCCGAAGUAGAUACCGAUGUCAAGAAAUCUGUCUACACUGGAAUUCCCUCCUCCCUUAUGCACAGCUAUCGUGUUGGAAGUACAUCCGGAUUACCGAUUGACAAGGGCUCCCGUAAAGGCAAACCGUAUAGCACGGUGACAAAUGCUGCGUUAUCGCUUUCCUCCAGCGGGUCAACUAAUCGGCACUCCAAUCCCACCGGGGUACAGACAGAUAUCCUCACUCCUUCCUUAAUCGUUGGCCCACCUACGCUGCUCACUAUCGUGACAGGCGGGAACCAACUUUUGAGCUCCGGUCUUGUUGCAUCCUCUCCCACUUUUCCAUCGAAGCAUCAGCAAUCCUUUGGUGCCCCUCAGAAAACGGUUGUCCCUCCCACUCAUCAAAGCUCUAGCACGCCAGAGGUCGGCACUCAAUACCAAUCUUUCGGCCUCCCGCAUCUUCGCAAUUUAGCGACCAGAUGGUUGGGCCCUGAAUCUAGCCGAUGCGUCUCUUAUUCGCGUCCAGACGCGAAUUCAUUGCUCCGGCUUCUUGGUCCAUGGCUAUUUGAAGCUGCAAUAUUCGGCUCCGAAAAAGAUUUUCAUCUUACUGUUAUCUCUUCUCGAGUGGAAAAAUUCCCAUCUUUCAAUUUUCAAGUUGGCCGGGCGGAAGCGUUAGGAGCGCUCUGCCGGAUCAUAAUCUACGCGCGUCGGUGCGAGCUAGAUAAAGCCUAUCUUACGCGGUUCUACCUCUGUCUGUAUUACGGCUUAGAAACCGGAGCCGGACGCAGCGACUUUGUGCUCUCCACGUUGCUGUUCAAUGCUAUCGAUUUGUUGCGCGCUGAUUUACCAGGGAUCAACAUUCUGCUUCCCCGCAUCUUUGCUGCCUGUUCACUUGUUUACAGCGAAGAAUGCAUCAUAAUUCCGGAAUAUUUAUCCACCACUUUGUUGCGACGUGCCGUUUUGCACCAACUCAUGGCUAUGGUUUGCAUUCCAAUUCAAUUUAAAGAAGAAACGCUCAAGUGUUUGGUCCCCAUUUCAAACAAUAAUAAAGACCCCGUCUCUCUCAUGGAUCUGCGAAUACAGCUGUGUUAUUUUGUGUGUGACGUGCUUAAGCGGGAAACAGAUCACAUCAAUUUUCAAAUGCUCCUAAGUGUAAGCCUCGCCUUGCUGGAAGACACCGCUGCCGACGAAGCGGAACAUCCCAAACGUCAUUUGUCCCUAAGGUCCGGUGAGGAUCGUGUUGACCGUAAAGGUUUACAUACCGCAUCAAGCUUUUUCAACACUCUGGUGCCUUGCUUGUACUCACUUCUGUUCAGUGAAUGGGGCUCUGACUCUGUGAUUCAGCAUCUCCUUGAAGUGCUCAACGCCAUCGCAUUUGUCCGCAUAUCUCCACCGGAUCCAAUGGUUUACCGCGAAACGGUGAGACACAUCUGCGAAUUCAUCUCCAAACAGUGUCAAGUGCAAUCAAAAUAUCACAAGCGCCAGUUACAUAGCAUCAUUGUUGCUGCGUACGCCUGCCUGUCCACUUGGCUCGUAAGACAUGCACGACUUAUUUUGCCGGAUCGCGAUUGUCUUCAGCUUGCUUUGAGUACCAUCGAGUUAGGGAUAAGUGGCCGCAAGUCCAAGAUACCAUCACAACAACCUAUACCAAAGUCGGAAAAACAGCUCACACCGGCGUCAAAGCGUGUCCAAGACGCCGCUGAGUCAUGUCUCUUCACACUAAUAUCUCUCGCGGGUACUUUUCCUGGUCCUACUGGGUCGGCCACAACUUCAACGCUUUUAGUCGAGGAUGAUUUCAUUCGACUUCUCUUGAAAGACAUAACUGAUCCUUCAUCGGAGUUAAUCGAGCAACUGCGAAUGCAAUUUCGGUAUUAUUGGUCCGAACCUGGUGUAAUUCUCGGUGUGUUAGAGUUGGCACAAUGCAAGGAAAUUCUCGCGUCUCAUGGUUGUCAUGGUAAUCCGUCCAGCGAUCAUCCUUCGGCGGAGACAGUUAUGGUAAUCCGUAGCGCUUUUGGACGCUAUUUUUGGGCAGCUUCGAUGCGUCGCUCACCACUUGGUAAUACACAGACCACGAACACGAAGUGCGACGCACAUCUACCCAGACCGAAACCUUGGGGUUGCUUUCUGGAGAAGCUCAUCGCGACAAUUUCUCGAAAUGAGAACUCCAUAAUCCCCAGCUUUCCUGAGAGCAUCAAAGAUAUUCCAUUGGUUGACGCUGAUUUCUCCAUCGGUACGUUAGAACAUUUCGGUGGCAUGCCUGGUAGCCACUCACGAGAACAAGUUGAUCGUUUGAAAUCCAUCAUUUCAGAGCAACACAUGCAUGUGAAAGAAAUUGCUCAUGCACACCUCAAAAAGCGUUUAGCCUCCUCUUAUCCUGAUCCAACGACUGAAGCCUUACCCCCACGCAUGAAAACCUCAAUCGAACCUUCUCGUCUGUUGCUUACUCAUCUGGGCUACCUGUCUAUCAAUACAUUCUUCAUGAUAGAGCCUGAGUUGCAUUGGGGAUUAGACUUAGAGAAGCAUAGCGUCUCUCUGGCUUCGGGCAAUUUCGCAACCACUAUGCCGUCUUCGGUGACGCAAAAUCCACCGCUGCAACAGUGUCCCGGGUUUCUGCCCUUGGAUCCACGUACCCCUGGUUUUUUGAAGCAUAUCCGAGCGCUGGAUCAACUACCUUGUCGCACAACCGACACUUUGUUGGUUUUUUAUGUAGCGGCUGGACAGACAAAACCGGAGGAAAUAUUAUCAAGCAUGGGAAAGUGGGACCGACUACCAGCAGAGUUUCGGUUGCUCCUAAAGAAUAUCGGUUCUACCGUUUCAUUAGCAGAUCAUCCUGGCUGGACCGGUCGGAUAGAAACCAGCUAUCGUGCAGUAUGCGCACGUUUGGAUUCUGAUGAAACCAAAGUUGCAGAGACCGAUACCGUUCCUGAUGGGCUCAGUUUUAUCAUCUACACAUCGGAUGCAUUGACCGAACUCGCUUGCAUAUGUCCAACGGAUUUGAGUAUGUCGUCAGUUCCUAAGUCAGCAGACAAUGCUGGUGGUCCCUCUGACGGAUCUUACUCGUCCAGCAGUGUUCCGGGUUCCGUGUUUCAACGUAAUGUACAUCAACAGACAACGAGCAGUGUUGGUGAUCCAGGAGCGGACCCCACAGGCGGUCGUGUAGCACUGGUUUGGCUCGAACGUUGGGACGACUGUCCGGUUGACCAUGGCCCUGAUUGCCCCGGUUGGACAGUACACAAUAUGACAACACAGCUGUUCAACUGUCCUGUUACGAUUUACAUUCAUCAACUGAGUUCCAAACUUUAUCGCAUUGGUAUGCUACGAGCUCCUGGUCGAGUGUUUGAUGCUGGCCCACUGCAAACUGGACUUGUGCUGAGUGCGCGUUCUUUAGGCAGCUUUGUACGCCAGACCGUGUCUAACCUUGCUCAGCGAAGGCGUUUGGCUUCUGAUCAGUUUCAACCGCCUCAUGUCAAACGAAAGCAUCGAAUAUCAGAAUUAGAACAAAUAUGCCGGCAAUGGUAUUCCUCUAAGCAAGAAGAGCGAACUGCGCCCACCGGGGUUCGACCGGAUGUGCUGAUACAGCUUCUCACUCCAGCCGUAUGA